AUGGUAUAUUCCAAAGAGUACAAGCAAAAGAUUGCCUUUGAAUAUCCUUGCUACAUCUGUGGUAGUGUUCUUAGCAAGGCAAGGCAAACUAUCAAUCACCUUGAAAACAUUCAUGGCUACAAGAUCAAUGGUCGCUCUGUAGGUCGCAGACGACCUGAAAACCCUAACUUUGUCUAUAUUAAUGACCCUAAGAAGAGAACCGACUUUGAAGUUUACCAUUGCUCAUGCCCCUCCUGCUGGUUCCAUUGUUCUUGUGACGAAAAUGCUCUCACCGCCCUCGCUAACCAUAUCAAUGAAUUUCAUAACCCUCAAAAUGUGGACCCUGGCAAGAAUGAGAAUGGUCUUAUCAGAGCUCCUCAAGUCAAUUAUGUUUCCAGAAGCAAGAUCUUACCUGUAGAUAGCGAUGGCGAAGAGACAGAUGGAUUGGAGAGUGAAGAGGAGGAGGAGACAAACAAGCAGCCACCGAAAACCAAAGCCAAAGCUCAGCCCAAGAACAAGAAGAAGGAUACGAAUCAAUUGGGUAUUAAUGACAUCUAUCAAAGAGUGGUCGACCUUACUGAAAUGUUCAAAGCCCUCAUGAACAACGACAACAACAAACAACAAGGCUAG
Mucor velutinosus is the source of this 609-nucleotide messenger RNA. RefSeq lists its product as uncharacterized. Bases 1 to 609 code for a protein of 202 amino acids. Lineage: Eukaryota; Fungi; Mucoromycota; Mucoromycetes; Mucorales; Mucoraceae. The transcript has a single exon. The record is from RefSeq and is a predicted model, not a curated record.